This is a messenger RNA of Hevea brasiliensis (rubber tree), 2968 nucleotides long. Its product is annotated as pentatricopeptide repeat-containing protein At1g03540. Gene Ontology annotation, biological process: RNA modification. The record is from RefSeq and is a predicted model, not a curated record. The coding region runs from base 308 to 2179 and encodes 623 amino acids. Gene Ontology annotation, molecular function: RNA binding; protein binding. NCBI's taxonomy places the organism in Eukaryota, Viridiplantae, Streptophyta, Magnoliopsida, Malpighiales, Euphorbiaceae. The transcript has a single exon.
CUCUGUCGCUCAUUUAUUAGCAUCAAUGACUAGUUCAUACUCUGAUCUAAAGGAGUAGGGUUAUGUCCCUCCUUUGUUUAUUUGUGAUGCUUUUAUCUCCAAUAUUUUGUAAUGGAAAUCUAUUUGUUGCAAAUUUUAAUUUAUUUAAUUUUUUUUUUAAUUUUUAAAAUAGAAUAGAAUUAAACCGAUGGAUACUCGGUGACAUAUCCAAUACUAUACAAAAGAAGGCGGCUACUAAACCACCAUUUCUUCGUACCGCCGAAAUUUUCAAAAAUUAGUUGCACUUCUUCUCCUCCUCCCCAUUUUCAUGAAGCUCUUCUUCUCAAUUAAACGCCAUUGCAGCUCUUUCAAUCUCAAAGCCACCCAAAUUCCUCGAACCAAAGAAUUCAAAAUCCUCCAAUACUGUAAGUCUGGUGCUCUCAUUGAUGCACUUCACCUUCUUAACUCUCUAGACUCUAAGAAGCUCUCUAACAAGCCAUUUUUAUAUGCAUCUCUUUUGCAAACUAGUACCAAAGUUGUCUCUUUCAAUCAUGGCCUCCAAAUCCACGCUCAUUUAGUAAAAUCCGGUCUUGAGACUGAUAGAUUUGUUGGCAAUAGCUUACUUGCACUGUAUUUCAAGUUGGGGCCUAAUUUCUUGGAGACGAGAAGAGUUUUCGAUGGCCUUUAUUUUAGAGAUGUAAUUUCUUGGACUUCAAUGAUAACGGGUUAUAUUAGAGUAGAAAAACCCAAGAACGCGCUUGAAUUGUUUUGGGAAAUGUUGGGUUUUGGGGUUCAGCCAAAUGCCUUCACAUUAUCUGCUGUGAUAAAGGCUUGUUCAGAUCUUGGGGACUUGAGGCUUGGUAAAUGCUUUCAUGGGGUGGUUAUGAUUCGUGGGUUUGACUCCAAUCAUGUUAUUGCCAGUGCUUUGAUUGAUAUGUAUGGGCGGAACUAUGGGCUAGAUGGUGCACGCAGGUUGUUUGAUGAGUUGCUUGAACCAGACGCUAUUUGCUGGACAUCUGUCAUUUCUGCGUUCACAAGAAACGAUAUGUAUGAUAAAGCUUUGGGAUUCUUUUUUUUGAUGCAAAGGAAACUUGGAUUAGCACCAGAUGGAUUCACUUUUGGGACGGUGUUGACUGCUUGUGGUAAUUUAGGGAGGCUAAAGCAAGGUAAAGAAGUGCAUGCUAAGGUCAUUACAUCUGGAUUUAGUGGAAAUGUGGUUGUUGAGAGUAGUCUUGUUGAUAUGUAUGGGAAAUGUGGGUUGGUCAAUGAAUCUCAACGUGUUUUUGACAGAAUGAAUAUAAAGAAUUCAGUUUCUUGGUCCGCAUUGCUUGGGGGUUAUUGUCAAAAUAAGGACUUUGAAUCUGUUAUUAGGAUUUUUAGGGAAGUGGAAGAGGUUGAUCUCUACAGUUUCGGGACUGUUCUUCGUGCUUGUGCAGGCUUGGCAGCGAUAAAGCAAGGGAAAGAGGUUCACUGCCAGUACGUUAGAAGAGGUGGUUGGAGAGAUGUUAUCGUGGAAUCAGCUUUAGUUGAUCUUUAUGCAAAAUGUGGAUGUGUUGAUUUUGCACGUAGAAUUUUCACAAAUAUGCCUGUUAGAAAUUUGAUAACUUGGAACUCCAUGAUUGGUGGGUUUGCCCAAAAUGGAAGAGGGGGAGAAGCUCUUCAAAUAUUUGACGAGAUGAUUAAGGAGGGGAUUAAACCUGACUAUAUUACUUUCAUUGGACUUCUUUUUGCUUGUAGUCAUGCAGGUUUGGUUGAUCAAGGAAAAAAAUAUUUUAUGUCAAUGACCAAGCAAUAUGGAAUUAAACCUGGAAUUGAGCAUUACAAUUGCAUGGUUGAUCUUCUAGGCCGCGCUGGUUUACUAGAAGAAGCUGAAAACUUGAUAGAGAAUGCAGAUUGUAGUGAUGAUUCAUCUCUUUGGGCAGUUCUUCUCGGUGCUUGUGCAACCUGCACAGACUCUGCUAGUGCAGAGCGCAUUGCAAAGAAAACUAUGGAAUUGGAACCUGACUACCACUUGAGUUAUGUUUAUCUUGCUAACAUCUACAGAGCAGUAGGCCGAUGGGAUGAUGCUGUAAAGAUAAGAAGAUUAAUGAAAAAUAGGGGGGUUAAGAAGAUGCCUGGUAGAAGUUGGAUUGAGUCUAAUAAUAACAUGCAUUCAUAUUUAAAUGCAGAUGAUUUCAUUAUGUCUAUAGACAAUGAUUGAGCACGUGAGUUGGAUCUUGUUCAAUGAUGAAAAGAGCAAUGUAUGGAUAAAUUACUGGAACCAACUGGAAGACUCGAGAAAAAGUUUAAAUCUCUGAGCUUCUCUUGGUCACUAUCGAAAUACUUUGAGGCAUCCAGAAGACCAGAAUGACUGAAGAAUAUUGUUUAUUGAACUCAGGAACUACGAAGGCGGCAGCCACCAUUGAACCCGAGUUAUUGCAGCUGAAUUCCAUGACCACCCAAUUUUCCUUACUGGGAGAUCACUAGGGAAUUCCCAUCUUCUGGUAUUAUCAGAUGAUGCUGACCUCUCCUAUCUCUUCACUGAUUAAUUGAUGGAUUAGGAACACAUUUCCAUAGAUUCUCUUGUAUUGUCCCUUUUGGGGACUCCAACCAAAAGAAAAGAGUCUUCACACAAUAAUUUGCGAGACAACCAAUUUUGGGAUGGAACAUUAUUAUUAUUAUUAUUAUUAUUAUUAUUAUUAUUAUACUAAAACGCACAAUAAUUAACCUAUUUUAUCCUUUUUAUUUAUUUUUUCUUUUAUAAAUCUCAUCUUCUUUUUGUGCCAAUUUUCUACAAUGUUCUUUUAACCUAUUUUACACUCUUCUUCCUUCAUUAUUAUUGAAGGAGGAUGUUGUCCUAAAAUAGUCCAAGAGGAGGGUGAAUUGGACUUUACAAUUUUUCAGCCCUUGCUUAUAGCUUACUGAAAAAUUGUGAUUUUGUUCAACUAGGUGCUCUUUUAUAUAUAUUGUAAAAGUAAUAUAUGUUUCAAUAAUAUGUCCCUAAAUUUCA